CAACACUCGUAUGUAUCCUAGCGUCUCAUUGGGCUGCCGGUGUCAUGUGACCACAGUGGCUAUGGCGACGUUUGGUGUUGCGUUGCCUUGGUGACGCCGACAGGGAGGUGAUGGAGUACACGGGCAGUCAGUACCAUGGGGAGCAGCGCAAUGGACGACUGGAAGGUAAAGGAGAGUACGUCCUCCCUACAGAAACCCGCUAUGAGGGAGAGGUGAAAGAUGGAAUGUUUCAUGGACAGGGAACACUGUACUUUCCAAAUGGAAGUAAAUAUGAUGCUCAGUGGGACUGUGGCAUAGCAAUAGAGGGAAAAUACACUUUUGCAGAUGGACUUCAGUAUGAAAAGGAGAAAUGGCAUUACUGUGAUGGUUAUGACAGAAGAUUUUAUACGGAAAUGUGUUCUGGUUUGAAACCUGCAGGUAGCUCCCAACUCACAAAUCUGGAUCCUCCUCGACAAAUCCCAGAAGGCCAUUAUGAUUGUGGCGAUGGAUUUUAUGACCCAGUCUCUCGUGUUGUGACUGACUACCAGCACCGAUUUCUGAGAAAUGCCGAUGAUGAUGAACAUGAAUGGAUAAUUCAAACCUGUCGCAAGGGAUGGGAUGAGAUUGUUGGAUACAGACCUAAAUACUAGCACUGCCGUCAGAUGUUUUCCGGAACAGCUCACCUGCAAUGUUCAUAGAAGCACAAACCAUUUACCAGAUAAUGAAUGCCAUUCUGUAAAAUGCAUUUGAAUACAUCAAGCAAAUGACAAUGUUAGAUUUUAUUCUAUUGUCCCCUACAUAUUUUUUUCGAAUUGUUUAAAAAAAAAAAAAAGGGGUCACUGUCUUUUGUUCUGAGAUCAGUCAUACAAAAAUAUACAUUUUAUCAGUA
Pseudophryne corroboree (corroboree frog) is the source of this 868-nucleotide messenger RNA. RefSeq names its product MORN repeat containing 5 (gene MORN5). Lineage: Eukaryota; Metazoa; Chordata; Amphibia; Anura; Myobatrachidae. The transcript is spliced from 5 exons. The coding region runs from base 111 to 629 and encodes 172 amino acids. The record is from RefSeq and is a predicted model, not a curated record.